Messenger RNA from Lasiosphaeria miniovina, 450 nucleotides. RefSeq lists its product as uncharacterized. NCBI's taxonomy places the organism in Eukaryota, Fungi, Ascomycota, Sordariomycetes, Sordariales, Lasiosphaeriaceae. The coding region runs from base 1 to 450 and encodes 149 amino acids. The transcript has 6 exons. The record is from RefSeq and is a predicted model, not a curated record.
AUGGCGACGAAGUUGUAUACUGGGUCUACGACUCCGGUAAAGAAAAAGUCGCUCACCGUGGCUUAUCUACGGGAGAGCGGACGGGAUCCCGAGUUCUCCACUAUCUAUGGCCGUAUGUAUAAUGAAGAGGCGAAAAUGUCAUUUAUAAAGUAUCCACCUCGGAUUGAAAGGACAAAGCAUACCGUAUUAUAUAUAUAUGCGCGGCUAAUUACCACGCGGCGCGCGAUUUUGGCGAUACACAGAGCGCAAUCACUCCUCGAGACGCUUUGCUGGCUGGAGGACGAGCUCGACCCGCGAUACCUCGCCCAGCGGUGGCAGAAGACCGUAAGGGAUGCUGACCCGCCCGAGAAGAUGACCGACAGCAUGCUGACGGCCAUCUUUUUGGUAGAUCUAUCAGCCGAGGCCGGCGGACGGGCGCGAAGCUAUAUUGUCACGCGCAUUCAUAGGUAG